Ylistrum balloti is the source of this 306-nucleotide messenger RNA. RefSeq names its product phosphoglycerate kinase-like. Lineage: Eukaryota; Metazoa; Mollusca; Bivalvia; Pectinida; Pectinidae. Gene Ontology annotation, biological process: glycolytic process; gluconeogenesis. Gene Ontology annotation, molecular function: ADP binding; phosphoglycerate kinase activity; ATP binding. The transcript has a single exon. Bases 1 to 306 code for a protein of 101 amino acids. Gene Ontology annotation, cellular component: cytosol. The record is from RefSeq and is a predicted model, not a curated record.
AUGGAUAUAGGACUAAAAACACGGGUUCUGUUUACACAGGCAUUACACAAGGCGCAGACUAUUGUAUGGAAUGGACCAAUGGGGGUAUUUGAAUUCGAUGCAUUUUCUGCAGGAACAGAGGAGCUUGCAAGAGGUAUAGCACAUUCUUCUGCUCUCACCGUAGUGGGAGGAGGGGAUUCUUUAGCAGCGGCCAAUACAUUUAAGCUAAGUAAGUACUUUUCUCAUGUUUCCACUGGGGGCGGUGCCUCUCUUGAGUUCCUUGAAGGUAAGGAACUGCCAGGUCUUAAAGCCCUUGUCACAACAUAA